ACAAAAAGCGACAAAAUGUCACCAUCGCAUCGACAAGAAUUUUGUGUACGCUGGAACAGUCAUUUGGGUAGUAUAGGAGCUGCAUUUCCCCAGCUAUUAGCUGGUCAGCGUUUUGUCGAUGUUACACUGGCCUGCGAGGGACAUCAGGUACACUGUCAUCGUUUGGUCUUGGCGGCAUGUUCGUCAUAUUUCGAAAGUAUAUUGGCCGAAAAUCCCUGUAAACAUCCCGUCAUUAUUUUACCAUCAGAAAUAAAGCUAUGGGAGAUACAAGCUUUGGUCGACUUUAUGUAUAAAGGUGAGGUGAAUGUGACACAGGCCGGCCUACCACAAUUGUUACGUUGUGCCGAACAGUUGCGCAUACGUGGUCUGUAUGGUUCCGAUGCGGCAUUAAAUUUAAAUCAAUUAAAAGCUUUAACGGGUAAAUCACAGCAACAACAACAGCAGGCUACAAGUGGAAGCCUACAAGGGGCCGAUAGCAAUGAUGAGGAUACGGCAACAAAUUCAACAACAACCACCACGGCCACAGCUACCAGUACAAUACAAUCGCACCCGCAAAAUGUAGUUAUUAAGAAGGAGCCUAUGUCAGGGCCACCAACCAACACAACACGACCUGUUCUAACACCAGUCUCACUAAAUUCGUUAAUGGCUAAUCCCGCAGCUGUUUCAAAUUUCACAGCACAACAUCAGCAGCAGCAACAGGAUUCAGGUGAUGAAUCCACCUCGAAUGCCUAUGAACAAUACGAGAACAGUCAAAAUGCCAAUAAUAUAGCCGCCAGUAAUGUACUACAACAAAAUAUAAUGCAACAACAACAACAGCAAACAACCACCACCUCGUCAACACCAUCCGAGGCAAUGUCACAAAAUAUGUCAACAUCACAUCACAUGGACUCAACCAUUGAGGAGGACCACAACUAUGUGGCACACGAUGAAGAUGAUAGUUUUGGUGGUGGCGCCGUUGCUGAUAGCGAACACGAUUCCACGGCGAACAAUUCCAUGAUGCACAAUUCAAUGGAUCAGAAUAGUUCAUUGCGACGCAUACGCAGAUCCGAAGAAUCCCUGGAACAGGCAGCCAAAUGUGUUUCGAAAGGCCAGACAUUUCAAACGGUUAGCAAUAUGUUUAAUAUACCCGUAUCGACAAUACGUUUCUAUAUGGCACGUAAGGGUAUACUGCCAAAGCGUAAACGUGGUCGCGGUGCAUCAAGUGCUGGAAGUGGUAGUACCGGUACUGGAGCUGGUGCUGCUGCUGCAAAUAUGAUGAGUUUAGCUGCUGCUGCGGCAGCUGGUGGUAAUCUAUUGGGCAGUGGCAUUGGUGGUGUCAUAGCCAAUAAUCCGGCUGCCCUGGCAAUGUCGGCAGCACAAAUGUCACAGGCGCUGGCGGCCCAAAUGAAACAACAACGAGCAAGUGAAAGUCCAAAUUCAGCACAAUUUUCCGAAGAAGCCGCCUACCAUUUGAUGGGCUAUAAAAUGAAAAGCGAGGCACCACGUUUGGUUUGA
Molecule: messenger RNA, 1494 nt
Organism: Musca vetustissima
Lineage: Eukaryota; Metazoa; Arthropoda; Insecta; Diptera; Muscidae
Product: longitudinals lacking protein, isoforms H/M/V
Exons: 2
Coding region: 16-1494 (492 amino acids)
Biological process (GO): regulation of transcription by RNA polymerase II
Cellular component (GO): nucleus
Molecular function (GO): protein binding
Source: RefSeq, a predicted model, not a curated record